Molecule: messenger RNA, 5346 nt
Organism: Paramuricea clavata
Lineage: Eukaryota; Metazoa; Cnidaria; Anthozoa; Malacalcyonacea; Plexauridae
Source: the annotation of a GenBank genome assembly
GCAUUUUGUCUACCAGUCAUUCAAGUUGUGUAUGAAACAAUACAAGAUGCGCUGUCUGGAAAAAAAUCAGCGAAAGUUUUAAUACAAGAUGAAGGUAAACUUUGACGUGUGAUACUUAAUUCAUUGUAGUAACAGUGCUAUAGUUUCUCAGGGCUUUCGACAUUGUUCUGAGUAGGUUGGUGUGUUGAUAAAUGACUCAUAAAUUACAGUAGAUGCCUGUGGUCUUGUGGGUAGCAGUCUAGAUAAAUAUAUAGAUAAAUAGUUUGUUGGACAUCAUCUUGCAGUGUCUGUCAAUUUGCUCAGCAAUUCUACAGGGUGUAUAAAAAAAAACGCAACCUCGGAAUUUCCCAAGAAAUCGACAUUCAUGUUUCGCUCGCUACUCUGGUUUAAAUAAGCGAGCGAAACAUGAUUGAUAUACUAUGGUUGCAGUGAACGAACAAACUUUAAAUCGACAUUGUUUUAAAGACAUAAGAUUUUAGGCGCCUGGGAAUUUAAAAUAGCACAACUGUCAAAAUUACUGCACACGCGAGUGCAUAAAGCAAAAUUUAUGCAUUUAUUUAAUGCACAACAACAGUAAUAUGAUCUAUUAGCAAUUCGAUUUCAAUUCCCAGGGGCCUAAAAUCUUUUAUGCUUAAGAAUUGCAAAGUGAUUUUUUAGGAAAUUCCGAGGUUGCGUUUUUUUUUAUACACCCUGUAGAGUGAACCAAGUGAAAUUUAAGUUUUAUUUCAUAUUCUAAUCUCUAUUUUAGAAAAGUCAUGGAAAAUGAAUGUAUAUGAUAGAGAUUCAGCUUUUGGUUAGUGUAACAUUCGAACCCUUUAGUAGGGUUGGGCGAUAUUUUGAUUUAUCGCGAUAUUUUCAUUCGCGAUUAUCGUAUCUAAGGUAGAAACUUGAGCGACGAUAUAUCGAAAUUAUCGUCGUGCUCGUUGACAAUCGUGAUAUUGUUUCGCAUGUGUACAUAGCUUUUGUAAAAAUCCUAAAAAAAUCCUUCAAAUCCUAGAAAAUAUAGUUUUUAAAAGAAUUAAAACUAUUUUCUGAAUUAAAUACAAAUUUAAUACGAUAUAUUGGUUAAGCCUAAUUGGCGUUACCAUGGAUAAUAAAAUAAAUGGAUAGGAAACUCGCUGACGUGACCUAAUGUUUUCAAUGGGCUGAUGGCGUGAUUGGAUGUUGAAACCUAGUUGCAAACCAAAUUCUCAAAAACGGCAUGUUUAGCAAUAAUACAGCUAAACAUUUUAGUCAAAGAGCAAAUGAAUAUAACUACGCCAUUCUACGAUGAAAUCUCUAAGUAUUCCCAGUCAAUUUUAGCAAAUAUUUCAAGCACUAAACAGAGAAAAAGGCAUCCCAAAUUUCGUUAAAAUUGGGGAUGCCAAUUUCGUAGCUACAAAUGUAAAAAAAUACAAAACAAAGACGAAAAACAUUUACCUUGAAUACUUUGUCAUGGCUUGGGCAUGUUUUUAAAACAAUUAGACCGGUUUAUGCUUCAUUAUUGCUCUUUUAAGGCGGAAAAUAUAGCGAAACAACAAAAAUGCAGAGAACUUUGCAAUACGCGUGACGUCACAGAUUGCAACUAGGUUGUUUUUGCUUACGUCAGCGAGAGUCCUAUCCAUUUAUUUUAUUAUCCAUGGUGUUACGGUCGCCAAUAUACCAUUCUAACUUUUAUACAUCGUAAUUAUCCCUACUUAUCACUGGUAAUCGAGUACUCUUUGGUGAACUAGUAAUUAAUCCAUAGAUAUCUUAUAUACACUAGAUAGCGCAUCUCUAUUAGUAAAAUUGAAGCCAAGAAUAUUCCAGCGGUUACCCCCAUUUGAAUAGAUGGCGGCCAUGUUGGUCGUUCCCACUUGCUAAUAAACGCUUAAAAACAACAAUAACUUUCAUUAUUUGAAUAGUUUAAGAACGUAUUUGGAAUAGGGUUAACUUAAUGUUUAAGUCCCUAUUUAAGAAAUAGAAAACAAACGAAUAUUCUCAUUUCAUGGGAACGACCUGAGACUGCAAUCACGGCUUCAAUUUUUGAAUUGCAGAAUAAUUAGAUGCGCUAUCUAGUGUAUAUAAGAUAUCUAUGAAUUAAUCCUUGGUAAUCUAUAUAGUAAUCCUUGGUAAUCUAGUAAUCAUUGGUAAGUUAGUAUAAGCCUUGGUAAGUUAGUAACCCGCUGAACAAUGAAAUUGCAGGCUUUGCUUGCACUGUGUGCCCACGGCAUUUAUGCCUGCGGAGUGAUAGUAGACACUGCAUAGACAGUUCUGGUUUAUGAACAGUAAAUAUUAGACUAGAAAAAGCCUUUAUUUUACUUUAAUUUGUUGUCUCAUUUGUUUAUAAUAAGAUUAUAUAAGCUUACUAUAUAUGCUUUGAUAUUAAUUAUUAAUUCUUAAUUGAGUCGGUUUUCUUUCAUGUACCGAGGUGAUUAUUUUUAAUAAUAACCUUGAAUAUGAAUUAGCUAAAAAGAUGAAGGAAAACUCAGAAAAUCGUCGUUCAAAGCAGACGAAACAGACAAAACUUUGUUGGAAAACCUCCUCAAUUAAGAAUUAAAUAAGAUAAACACCGAGAAUGUCGGGACUUAUGUCAGAUAAUGCCCUCGGACGCUGCGCGUCCUCGGGUCAUUAUCUGACAUAAGUCCCUCCUUCUCGGUGUUUAUCCUAUACAAAUUGAAAAAUGGUCAUUGUUUUUAUUGCAUUUAUCGCGAUAUUAUCGAAUAUCGUGAUAAUUUCCUCGACAAUAAUCGUGAGAUGAUUUUUUUAAUAUCGCCCAACUCUAUUAUACCCUUUAGAAACAUUCACGUGAUGUAAAACAACGUUUCCUUGAACAAAUUUGAGCAUAUUUUCAAAUGUUUUAGCGAUAAGUGAAGAUGGUCUGUUAUGUCAAAGUCGAGAACAGUUCGAUUGGCAAGGCUGUAGAUCUCUCUUGGCUGUCACGAAAGGUAAUAAUUAUAUAGGUUGUAUAUAUAUUUAUAGCAUUUGUUAAUUCUGAACGCUGAUUGGCUAAGAGCCGUGUUGAUAUAACUCAAUGUCAACACGGAAACGUCGGAAAAUUUAUUUCUUUAUAUUUCUUUGUGCUAUAUUAUAAAACAAAUAUAAAACAUUUUUUCCGUAUUGAUAUAUAUAGGUUAUCAUAUAAGGGAUGAGGUGAUAUCAGUUUUAUCGCUCGAGGGAUGAUAUCACAAUUGUCACGAGCGAGCGCAGCGAGCGAGGGACAAUUGUGAUAUCGUCCCAAGAGCGAUAAAACUGAUAUCAUCGAAUCCCGAGUACGAUAACGUAUUUAUUAUAUACUUGUACCUUUAUCAGGGUUUGACACCCAAAAAUAAACAGUUUUGAAAAAAAGGAUCAUUUUAGAAUUCAAAAAAAUUCAUCAUUUACUGAACAAAUAUGAUUUUAGAAAAUAAAUAGACCAUUCAUAUAAAUAAUAUACAAUUUAAGUCUUUCGUUUUGUAUUAUCGUUCUUGUUUCCUUCGAUAAAACUGUCGACAUCAACCAACACGAACCCAUUGAGCACGAACCUCGAGUCGGCCAUGUUUGUUUUGACAAGGCGCGAAAUUUAGCGGGACAAAAAACGAUAUCCGGGACAAAAAACGAUAUCCGGGACGAUAUCGUUUUUAUGUCCCGCUGCUUCCUACCUGAUAAAGGUACAAGUAUGUGAUAAACAGUUAUAUCAACACUCGUGGAAAUUGGGAAAACUCUAAAUUGAUGUCAAAAAAACUCGUCGUUGUCCUGUUUCCGCACAAUUUUUCGAUUUCCCAAUUUCCACGAGUGUUGAUAUAACUGUAAUAUCAACACGGAAAAUGUUUUAUAUUUGUUGAAUAUAACACGCAAUAACGUGCUUUCGCUUAUAUAGAUAAUUGAUAGUCGAAAAAUAUAAUUUAAUGGUGUUGUUUAAAAUUUCAUCCCUAAGGUAAAUUUUAUUACGAAACAACAGUGACAGAUGAAGGAUUAUGUCGUGUUGGUUGGUCAACUAGAGACGCUACUUUCAAUUUAGGUAUCACAGUAGAUUUUUUUGUCUAGCUCAUUAAUGGACCAUUCCCCAAAUGUUGAACUCAACAAGUCUACACCAAAAUUUCAUCACAGCUUGAAAGAGCAUCACAAAAUUAGUAGUAAUUCAAAGUUUCGUUGCAAAAUGUUGUAAAAUGCGGAUAAUAUAGCCUUGCGAAGUUUGCAAUUUUCAGUCAUUUUAGAGUACAAACGGGAAAUGGUUACCACUACUGUGCGUAAUACAAACUGAAAAUUGCAAAGGCUAUAUUAUCCGCAUUUUAUAACAUUUUGCAACGAAACUUUGGAAUAUUACUAUAUUUGUGAUGCUCUUUCAAGCUGUGAUAUAAUUUUUGUUUAGGCUAGUUAAGAUCCAAAUUUUGGAAAAGUGGUAACCAUUUCCUGUUUGUAAUCUAAAAUGACUGAAAAUUGCAAAUUCCGCAAGGCUAUAUUAUCCGCAUUUUACAACAUUUCCCAAUGAAACUUUGGAAUAUUACUAAUUUUGUGAUGCUCUUUCAUGCUAUGAUGGAAUUUUGUCUACACUUGUUGAGAUCAAAAUUUUGGUUAAUUGGGGAAUGGUCCAUUAAGUUGCAUUUAGUGCGACCCACUUUAUUAUUUAAUACCAUCUUAUUUAAUCAAGGGGAGAGCGCUGGCGCUCAAUGGGUUAGCAACCUUUGCACAAAAAAGACAGACAUUCUUCGCUUUUCACCAUCACUUCCUGAAUAGAAGGUCGUUGGUUGCACAGUGGUUAUUAAUGCAUGUUCAGGGUGUCCUAAAAAUACAAAACUAUUGAAAUAACGUAUUGUUAGAAUUUGAAUGCCCUAGCACUAUUAGCCGCGUAAAAUAUUGAAAGGGUGCAUAUAUUAAAUAUUGACUUAUAGUAUUAAGAAAUUAAAAUAUCUUUGUAAAGCGCACGAUUUUCUGCUUUUGAGAAUAUAAAGCAGCUUCUUAAACAGUUUCAUUAGGCAUAAAAUUUACUUAUGUCAAGCUUUAGUGCACUUGUGGGUAUACGUUUGUGUGAUAAUAAUCCCGCCUUAAUUGCAAACACCGCAAAUUAUAUAUCCCCAUUUUCUCACAGUAGAAAAUUGAUGGCCCCUAUAUGGGACCUUUGUAGGCCCCUGAAUUGUUGGCUCACUGCGACCUUUCGUUAAUCGAGUCAUGAAAACUUGUUUCCGACUUAAGUGAAGUCCAUAAUCCAUCAUUUAAAAAUACAUAUAGAGCGUGUCGUAAACAAAUUUCUUAAGUUACAUCACCCAGGCUCUUCCCAUACUCUGCUGUAACAAAACUGCAAUAACAAUUUGUGUCAUUUGAAUAUGUUCAGGGACAGAUAAAUUUGGAUUCGGUUUCGGGGGAACAGGAAAGUGUUCAUUCGGGCGACAGUUUGAUACUUAUGGCGAG